This is a messenger RNA of Dermochelys coriacea (leatherback sea turtle), 1592 nucleotides long. Its product is annotated as Krueppel-like factor 15. NCBI's taxonomy places the organism in Eukaryota, Metazoa, Chordata, Testudines, Dermochelyidae. Gene Ontology annotation, molecular function: DNA-binding transcription factor activity, RNA polymerase II-specific; RNA polymerase II cis-regulatory region sequence-specific DNA binding. The record is from RefSeq and is a predicted model, not a curated record. The transcript is spliced from 3 exons. Gene Ontology annotation, biological process: regulation of transcription by RNA polymerase II. Bases 378 to 1496 code for a protein of 372 amino acids.
UGAGCGCUGACCCCUCAAUGGCCCUAUUCGUUAUGAAACACGCCCCCUCCCCUCAGCGGCAGCGAGCGGGGCUCCGCGCAGAGGCGGCUCCCUCGGGCUGCGGGCCAGGCGAGCCCCAGCGGCCGCGCACCAAUGGGGCGACGGGGACCGAGGCGAGCCCUCGGCGGGGCGGCGGCUGCGGCUGGAGCUUCCCCCGAGUCAUGUGAGCGAGCGGAGCUGGAGCUGCCCGCAUGGAAGGGCGCAGCGGGCUGGUGGGCUAAUGCUGUCCCCACAGUAUCAGGACUACCAGCUGUACUGCUGCCCAGCUGAAUUGUUACACUGGCUUCCUACCCAGUCAGUUUAACAUCUUUCCGUGCAGAAGGGACACUAGCCAACAAAUGGUCUCUCUAAAUUGCAGUGAGUUGCUCCCUGCUUCAGACCCCCUGGCCCUCUCAGCUGGCGCCUCUUGGCUAGACAGCAACACUGAUGCUGGUAAGACAAAGAUGCUGUCUGCUGUUCUGCCGGGAGUCUGUGACGCAGGAGCGUCCGACCCUCCGGAUGGCUCCAGCCUUCUCCUUUGCCAUGGCAGCUACCCUUCGCAAGACGCCCGCCUCCUGGUGUCCAAGGUAAAGAAAGAAGGCGAGAAAUCCCAAGCCACCCUCUAUGAAGCUCAUCUGAAAUUGCCUGACUUCUGCACCGACCUCUCCAGAGAUUUCACCCCCACCCUUGAGGAGAUUGAGGAGUUCCUGAAGGAGAAGAUGGAGCUCCUCAAGGAUGAGCUGAGUGAGAAACAGCCCGUCAGAGGGAAGCUGGAGAUCAACCUGGGGAGCCCUGGGGAGCAGCCUACGCCCAGGGUGGCUCUGGAAGGGGGUGCAUUGAGCUCUGCCAAGGCCGCGGAGGCAGCCAGUGCUGCGGGCCUGACGGUGGGUGUUGGGAGCAUCCCUAUUAUCCUCCAGAUCCAGCCCGUCCAAGUGAACAGUGGGAGCCCCCCACCGCAAAGCGCUGUGGAUGGCAUCAGGGUGGCCCAGUUGCUGGUCAGCUUGCAGGGACAAAGCCUGACCUUUGUCCCUCAGGCCGCCCAGCCCCCCGUGACUCUCUUGGACCAAAAGUACGUCAAAAUAGCCCCCCUGCCCAUCGCUCUGAGGCCGGCGGCGCUGGGGAAUGUGAGGGGGGUCGAGGCUGCCCCCAAGUUCCAGAAGGUCUCCCCUUCUGUCAUCCGGGUCCACAAGUGCACGCACCCUGGCUGCAGCAAGAUGUACACGAAGAGCUCCCACCUCAAAGCACACUUCCGGCGUCACACUGGAGAGAAGCCCUACACCUGCACCUGGCCCAACUGCGGCUGGAGGUUUUCCCGGUCGGACGAGCUCUCUCGCCACAAGCGCUCCCACUCCGGCGUCAAGCCCUACCAGUGUCUGACCUGCGAAAAGAAGUUUGCCCGCAGUGACCACUUAUCCAAACACAUGAAGAUCCACAGGGGCCAGCGCAGCCGGACAGCUCAAGACAGCGGCAGCAGCUAACCCUUUCCUCCCUGCCUUGUGGAAUUGGGAUGCAAUCCAGCAGAGCUGGAUAGUGAACACAAAGGGGUGUUUUGUUUUGUUUUUUGUUCAGAGGGG